This is a messenger RNA of Drosophila innubila, 1653 nucleotides long. RefSeq names its product CCHC-type zinc finger protein CG3800 (gene CNBP). The transcript has a single exon. Bases 220 to 744 code for a protein of 174 amino acids. Lineage: Eukaryota; Metazoa; Arthropoda; Insecta; Diptera; Drosophilidae. The record is from RefSeq and is a predicted model, not a curated record. Gene Ontology annotation, molecular function: zinc ion binding; nucleic acid binding.
UGUACUAGUUUUGUGUGUGGUAGCCAUUUUAAUUUUUGGCGUCGAAAAAACUACGGCGAGCGAAGUUCGCAUAUCCUGUAGUUUUGUUUUUUGCAUUUAACGCAAGUCAGUUAGGUCGUGCAGGCAGCAGCAGUAGCUAAACUCGUGUGUGUGAAACGUGUGGUUAAGAUAGAGAGAGAGAGAGUUGUACACAGAUCGAAUCAACUCAAGUACAGUACAAUGUCGAUGUCUGCCACGUGCUACAAGUGCAACCGGCCGGGCCACUUUGCCCGGGACUGCAGUCUCGGCGGUGGACCAGGAGGCGGUGGACCCGGUGGUGGCGGCAUGCGGGAUGGUGGCGGUGGCGGCGGCAUGCGUCGCAAUCGUGAAAAGUGCUACAAAUGCAAUCAAUUUGGGCACUUUGCACGCGCCUGCCCCGAGGAGGCGGAGCGUUGCUAUCGCUGCAACGGCGUUGGCCACAUCUCCAAGGACUGCACCCAAGCCGACAAUCCGUCGUGCUACAGGUGCAACAAGCCCGGACAUUGGGUGCGCAACUGCCCCGAGGCGGUCAACGAGCGCGGAUCGGGCAACGAGCGCGGUGGUGGCGGCGGCGGCGGCGGUGGACAGGCGAAUGUCUCCUGCUACAAGUGCAACCGCACCGGACACAUCUCGAAGAACUGCCCGGAGACGUCAAAGACUUGCUACGGCUGCGGCAAGAGCGGACAUCUGAGACGCGAAUGCGACGAGAAGGGAGGACGCAACUAGGAGAGAGCUCUCUGAGAAGUUAGCGCUCUCGCUGAGAAAUCAACGAAAAUGUUUUGUCAAAUAAAAAGAAAUGAAAAGAAAAGAAAAAAUUAAUGAAAAAAAUCAAUUGCCAGCCAACAACAACUACAACAACAGCAAGAACAGCAAAAAGCAAACAAUAAGAAGCAGAAGCGACCAAUCAGUAAAACCAAGUCAAGAUCAACAGACACACGCACACACACAAGAAAAACAACCCCAAACACACUCACGCACACACACACAGAUACAUACUCGUACACAUGCAUACAUGCCUACACCUACACCUACAUAUAUUUAACCAUCAUCUAAGCAGCUCAUCUCUAAUUCCAAAAGCUCUGAGCCUGCUGUCGACAAAGAGAAGAUGAACACGAUGAGGAAGAGCAAGGAGAAAGCACGAUGAACAGCAGACCGAGGGAAUUAACAAGAAGAAGAACUAUAAAGCUGCCGGCGCUGUGCAGAUGGGGAGCAGUAAAAGAGACAGACAAACGUCGCGUCGUUGUAUUUAGUAGCUACUACAACAACAAUAGCAGAGGCAACAAAAAUAGCAACAACUAUAUUAUGAUUAUGCUGCAAACGUGUUUGAAUUUACUAAUUACAAUUAUAACGAAUGGAAACAAAAACUAUAUAAGAAUAUAUAAUUUACCUUAAAUAACAAGAAAAUUGAUAUAAAAAAAAAACAAAAAAAAAAAUAAAUAUAUAUAUAUAAAUAUGUAUUACAAAGUAUCCUAUUAGGAGUUCCAACACGCAAAAGAUAAACAACAAAAUAUAAAAGAUGUAGAAGCAAGCGAAGAGGGAGAGAGACAAGUUACUCCAUAAAGCUGCGGCCGGCGAGCUUUUGCACUUCACCUAUCAUCAAUAAGCAAGAUCUCUAGGUUAGCUAUAAGAACAGCA